This is a messenger RNA of Petromyzon marinus (sea lamprey), 1782 nucleotides long. The record is from RefSeq and is a predicted model, not a curated record. Lineage: Eukaryota; Metazoa; Chordata; Hyperoartia; Petromyzontiformes; Petromyzontidae.
UUCCACGCACUUUUACGAAUCGAUCCGCACGUGAAUCGCUCCACGUGUGUAUCGCAGCACACAGGGAUCGAUCCGCGCGUGUAUCGCGGCUCAUAUGAAUCGAUCCGUGCGUGUAUCACAGCUCACAGGGAUCGAUCCGUGCGUGUAUCACAGCUCACAGGGAUCGAUCCGCGCGUGUAUCAGCUCACAGGGAUCGAUCCGCGCGCGAGUACCGCCAACCACAACAAAUCGGCGAAGCGAAGCUUGAGGCGGCGAUUAACGAGCUCUUUGGCAGCGGCGAGAGGGUUUUGGAGGGUCCGAGUCCAUCGAUUUAGUCCCCGGUAAAAGUCGGUCGGCGGAGCCAAUGCCGCUGGUGGUGAUGUGCGGCCUCCCGUGCAGCGGGAAGACGCGGAGGGCCCUGCAGCUGGAGUCGGCGCUGCUGCUGCUGCGCGCGGGCGCCUCCGGCCUAGGAGGCCCUCGCGUGUCGGUGGUGCCGGACGCUUCGAGCGAGGUCUCGGGCGGCAGGGACCUCGUCUACGGGGAUUCAAGUAAAGAAAAGGAGAUGAGAGGCGCACUUAAAUCUGAAGUUGAAAGAAAAAUCAACAAGGAAGACGUGGUGAUUGUAGAUUCGCUCAACUAUAUCAAAGGAUGCAGAUAUGAACUUUACUGCAUCAUCAAGCACGCCCAAACGCCACACUGCCUUAUUCACUGCGACACUGCAGCCCAGACGUGCUCCGAGUGGAACCAGCAGCGGAGCGCAGAAGAACAAUACACCCAGGAAGUCUUCGAUGCGCUGGUGAUGCGCUUCGAGGCGCCAGACUCGAGGAACCGCUGGGACUCGCCACUCAUCACAGUGCAGCCGCUUGACGCCUUCCCUUUGGAAGCUGUGUGCGACGCCUUGUUCCACCGCAAAGCGCCUGUGCAAAACCAGGCGACGCUCAACCAACCACUUUCCUCGACCAACUUUCUUUAUGAACUGGAUAAAGUAACACAAGAAGUUGUUGCUGCAGUUUUGAAUGCUCAGAAGACCAGCGUUCCUGGAGACCUCAUCACCAUCCCAGGAGCCAAAGACAAAAUGGAGAUGGGAAGCAGCGUCAACAUGGCCGAGUUGAGGCGGCUACGACGUCAGUUCAUCUCCUACACCAAGAUGCAUCCGACAGAAAACAUCGGCCACAUCUCCAACAUGUUUGUGCAGUACAUCAACAAGAGCACUAAAUAGCGGACGGCAGAGGGUGGACCAGGUGGCUCGGGGGGGGGGGUACUAAAAUGCCAUGACGGAUGCACUCCGAGCAAGAACCGUUCAGAGUGUUGAGUUAGAAUCCAAGCGGCCGUUUGUUCUUGGGUUUCAGCGAGUUUGUCUCAGCCCAGGCACCAAUGACUGCACGCAGAAUAACGAUCGUGUUAAAUUGCUUUUGUCGUGUAAUUUGACGUAAUCCGGCACUGAUAAACAUUUUAGUUUUAUUCGCCGUAUGACCACAUACGGCGGAUAAAAUAUGGUGCACCGCUUAAUACGGAUAACAUGAUGUUGCACGCAGAAUAACGAUCGUGUUACAUUGGUUUGUGAUAUGAUGGUGCUGUCAAAUGAACAUUUCUCAAUGACUCAUUACAUGACGCCAAUAGUUUUAGGCAAUAAUUUUAAGAAAACAAUUCAAAACAAAUAAUGGACAGGAACAGCUUUCAGCGCGAGGCUUGACUGCAGUACAUAUUUUUUUUAAAGUAUUACUGAUGCACAUGUAUAAAAUCAAUGUUAACGUGUUGCCUUUAUAACCAAUGAAAUUGUGCAAAGUAUAUUGUCAAGGGAUC